GUAAGCUUCCUUCUUCUUCUUCUUCAUCUUCUGACUUAGCCGAUUGCCAUUUCCCAAAAUUUUCAACCUUUCUUUUUCUUUAAGAGAUGUGGCUUUAAAGCUUCAAAUCACGCUCUCUCCACUCUUUGCUUCUUUAUUAUCUGUCUCUACUUCUUUGGCUUUAACCCGUUUUGCCGAUAUCUCUACGAUCGCCCCACCUCCUCACCCUAAACCACCCCCCCCCCCCCCCAUUACCUCUUUUUUUGGGUUUAAUUACGAUUUCGAUUCGAUUGAGGAGUUGGAUUGGUUUAGACGCCGACAAAAUUUUGGGUUUUCCUUUUCAUCUUCAAUUAAUAAUACCCUUUUUUCGAUUUAGAUUUCCCCUUUGAGUUAUUCGAUCUGAUUUGGGUUCUGAAUUGCUGGAUGUGAUUGAUUGAAUCGGGGUGUUUCAAUCGCAGUUUGAUUGGAAUUUGAUUUGAGAUGGUCUAUUUCCCAUACUCGAUCUCGGUCUGCAAGUCCGUUGACCAACCAACCGUCAUGGCGAGUUCAGUGAAUAUAGCCGAUUCAAGUUCCAAAUCAAGGAACAAGAAGAUGACUGCUUCAUCGACUUGUUCGAAAUUUCCUGUUUGUCAUCGGUCUCGAUCGGCCGUAAUUGAUAUUGUGAUUUUGAUCGCUGUGGUUGGUGCUUGUGGGUUUUUGUUAUUUCCUUAUAUGAAGCUUGUUAUCGUUGAAUCUCUUGAGAUUUUCGGUGCGAUUUUGUAUUUAAUGGGAGAGGAAGUCUCUCGGGCUCCUUGGGUUUAUGGAUCCAUUGGACUUAGCAUUUUCUGUGCUUCGUUAGCUGCUUGGGUUGUUUUAAUUUGCACGAGCAGGAAAUGUGGAAAUCCUUUUUGUAAAGGGCUUCGAAAGGCAGCUGAAUUCGAUAUCCAAUUGGAGACAGAGGAGUGUGUGAAGAACUCAACUCCAUUGGUUAAAAAUGGAGUGAAGAAGGGGCUUUUUGAAUUGCCCCGUGAUCAUCACCGUGAAUUAGAAGCUGAACUUAAGAAGAUGGCACCUCCUAAUGGAAGAGCAGUGCUCAUUUUUCGAGCAAGAUGUGGCUGUUCUGUUGGUAGGUUGGAAGUUCCUGGGCCUAGGAAGCAGCUGAAGAAGAUCAAGAAAUAGUAGUAUUAAUAAUAAUAUUGUCUAAAAAGCAUAUAGAUAGGAUAUCAUUACAGGUUUACUCAGUAUGCAGAGAAGAAUUUUCUUACUCUUGUGGAAAAUUUGAUGUCUCUAAAUAAGCUUAUGGCAGACAGGUGUAAGGAACAUAUACAGUUUUUAAGUAGGGAAUAUAAAAUCCUUGUUGCAUCAACUCGAUGUGCUCUCUUAGAUCCAAGUAUUUCUUAAUGCAAUUCACUCCUUCAAUAGGUAUAUUUUGCA
This is a messenger RNA of Benincasa hispida (wax gourd), 1392 nucleotides long. RefSeq lists its product as uncharacterized. NCBI's taxonomy places the organism in Eukaryota, Viridiplantae, Streptophyta, Magnoliopsida, Cucurbitales, Cucurbitaceae. The record is from RefSeq and is a predicted model, not a curated record.